AUGAAGCCGUGCACUCACAAAAAUAUCUACACCGAGUGUAGCCCAGCGGCUGAAGAAGCCGGCUUCACUCGACCCCCCGUCAACAAGCGCCUGGCAGCAACGACGGCUUCUGGGCGACGAACAGCUGAGAAACUCGCAACGCAUCAGGAUGCAAUGAACAAUGGCGGGAGCUUCCCGGGCCCUUUGGUUCUACCUGACGAUGAUUUGGCGCUGGACCCUGACUAUCCCCCGCAGAGCCUGAAAUCAUGGCUCUCAUACAACAAAAAGAUGCCCAUUUCAGCGGAGAGGAACGCAAUUUACGUCGUGCCGCCUCCGGAAAUCACAAACGGCGUCAAGGCAAUGAUGAAGGGCUGGGAGAAGCCACACGUGCCUGGGGAAUUCGGCACGUCUGGCCUUCCGGAGGGAAUCCCCGUGCCUACGACAAACGAUGUGUGCGGCUACUUGGGUGCAUUUUAUCACAAAAUGGUCAUAAAAAAGCACCAUGGUAAGUUUCGCUGGCAGGCGUGGGAAUCGGGAUCCUCAAAGGACCAGAAGUACAUCGGGCUUGCGACCCCGAAGCCCGCAGAGGAGGUCAUUGGCAUCAGGUAUCGACCGUCGCCAGACGGCAUCGCGAGAAUGCAGGUCAAUCUCAACGACGUGCUGGACGCUCUGAUUGACCGCGUGCCGCCUGAUGCUUAUGCCAUCGUCAUGCUCACAAACCAAGACUUGUACGAGGACGAUGACGAUGACUUUUGCUGCGGCAGAGCGUACGGUGAAAGCCGGAUCGCUGUUGUCUCGUCGUUUCGAUACAAUCCCGCGUUGGAUGGCUACUCCGACAUCCAGCUCGAGCACAUGUGGCCAGCCUCCCACUGUAAGAGCUACGUUGAUGCGCUGUGCGGAACAAGCAAACAACAGCCCAAACGAGCCAAAGCCCCAAACACCUCGACAUCGUCUCCGGACUCGCCAAUCGCAGCCGCGAUAAAUGCGUGCAACGCCGUGCCCAAACCAAAGACCAGAGACGAGUUUGCCGGGAUCUGGUUCUCCCGCGUCGCCCGCACCACGGCCCACGAGCUGGGCCACUGCCUUGGCAUGGACCACUGCGUCUACUACGCAUGCACCAUGCAAGGAACCGCGGGGAUGGUGGAAGACGUGCGACAGCCGCCCUACCUCUGUCCCGUUUGCUUGAGCAAACUCUCCCGAGGGCUGUGCCCCCCCGUCGGGACGGGCGCGGUUGUCGACCUGCAGCGGGAAUUCAUCGACCAGCGGUACAGCGUGCUACGGGACUUUUGCGAUGAUUGGAAGCAUGUGGCCAUGUUUGCAGGGUAUCAGGCGUGGAUUGACGGGAGGCUGAAGGAGAACAAAGAAAAUGGUGAGACUUAA
This is a messenger RNA of Ilyonectria robusta, 1359 nucleotides long. RefSeq lists its product as uncharacterized. Gene Ontology annotation, biological process: proteolysis. The record is from RefSeq and is a predicted model, not a curated record. The transcript has a single exon. Gene Ontology annotation, molecular function: metallopeptidase activity. NCBI's taxonomy places the organism in Eukaryota, Fungi, Ascomycota, Sordariomycetes, Hypocreales, Nectriaceae. Bases 1 to 1359 code for a protein of 452 amino acids.